Perca flavescens (yellow perch) is the source of this 2291-nucleotide messenger RNA. Its product is annotated as retinol dehydrogenase 12. Lineage: Eukaryota; Metazoa; Chordata; Actinopteri; Perciformes; Percidae. The transcript is spliced from 7 exons. Bases 87 to 995 code for a protein of 302 amino acids. The record is from RefSeq and is a predicted model, not a curated record.
GUUGGAAGGACUGAAGGAGGUAAAUUCAUUUCUUGCUGAAGUGGCUCACUGGUCCUGAGGUGGCAAUCUGUUGGUCUUGAGGAAGAAUGUUCUGCAGGAGUGUUUGCUGUAACCAUUGGUCAUCUGUGGAGAGGUUAGAUGGGAAAACAGUCAUCAUCACAGGAGCCAACACUGGAAUUGGAAAAGAAACGGCCAGGGACCUGGCAAGAAGAGGCGCUCGCAUCGUCAUGGCGUGCAGAGACCUGGAGAGGGCAGAGGAAGCCCGGGCGGACAUUGUGGAAGACACGGGAAAUGAGAAUGUGGUCAUCAGGAAACUAGAUCUCUCUGACACCAAGUCCAUCCGAGUGUUUGCGGAACUCAUCAACAAAGAGGAGAAACAAGUGAAUAUCCUGAUAAACAAUGCAGGCGUCAUGAUGUGUCCCUACUCCAACACUGCUGACGGAUUUGAAAUGCAGCUAGGUGUUAAUCAUUUGGGUCACUUCCUGUUGACUUACCUGCUGCUGGACCUCAUCAAGCGUUCAGCUCCUGCCCGUAUUGUCGUUGUGGCAUCAGUGGCCCACACCUGGACCGGCCUUCGACUGGAUGACAUCAACAGUGAAAGGAGUUACGAUACAAUGAAGGCCUAUGGGCAGAGCAAGUUGGCUAACGUCCUCUUCGCACGCUUACUUGCCAAGCGGUUACAAGGUACAGGGGUGAGCGUGUUCUCUCUGCACCCGGGGGUGGUGCAGUCUGACCUGUGGAGGCACCAGCACCAGUGUAUCCAGUUGGCAGUGAAGAUCUUCAGGAUUUUCACCAAGACAACACUGGAGGGAGCACAGACCACCAUCUACUGUGCUGUGGAGUCAGGCCUGGACAGCCAGAGUGGAGGGUACUUCAGUGACUGCGCUCCUGCAAGGUGUUCGAGGGCAGCUUCUGACGAUGACUUGGCCCAAAAACUAUGGGAAAUCAGCUGCAACAUGCUUGGCAUCUCCUGGCAGUCAACAGUGGCAAAUUAACUGUGCAGUGAAAGAUAUUGUAUGUUAUAUAUCAUCUUUUAAACAGCACUUUUACACACUUCUAUAAAGGCAUUAAUGUUACUGCAACUGUGAAACAGAUGUAGUUUAUGACUCAAAGUACAUUACAAAGAGUCUGUUUAUUUUGUAAAAUAUCAAAAUGAAUCCGACGUUUUAGUCAAAUUGUAUUUAUCAAACAAGAUUGCAUGUCUUUUACUGUACUUUUACUAGCCGAUGUGGACAUUCUUUGUUUAGUCAGUUUUGUAUCUUUUAUAUUGGAUAGCUUGUAAAGACGUUAGCCAGCACGGUCUUGCUUUUAAUGAAAAUGACCUGCUUACAUGCCCCUUACAAACUUUGAGUUCCAGUUUGGCUGUAGUUUUCGGCACUGAUGAGAACAAUUUGGCUCUAAACUGCCUCCAAAAGCCGUUUUUCAAAGUAACAUUUGAAUGAAAUACUCUACAGCAGUGCACACAUACAGUAUUGUGGUUGAUAGUUAAAGCACUUACUUUUUUAGCACUUAAAGUAUUAUAAUAUAUAUAGGCUACAUUUUUUAAUAAGUAAAACUUGCGCCAUUAAAUGAGUAUAAUUAAAAUUAUUUAUUUUUUCACUGAAAUAUGUAAUUGAAUAGCCUCAUAUCGUGCCAUCUGCCAUUUCAGAUGACUUCCUCAAACCUCAAAAAAAAGUUACACUGGCAGACACUGCAAAUUUCUGCUUGUUUGUGACUUUUAUGUAAAAGUUACUGUGUACAUGAGUUCUUCUGAGUGUGUUUAGUUAAAAGUAACAUUUUCCAAGCUGUUAGGUUGACCUGUUCAAUUGCAGUAAUGUGACACUGGGAUCAAUUUAGCCUUUGAGAGCUAAAAGAGAUUAGUUUGGUGUAUUCAUAAUGAGAGAAUUGAGGGUCUUAAAGUCUUAGCCAUACCACCCAAACAGAUGACUGAAUGUCGAUGUGACUACUUACAGUCGAUAUGUAAAAAGUAAUGUCGGAAUCCUGCUGCCUAUAGCAAAGUAUUGUUUAGUUUAGUUUUAGUAUUCACUAUUUUGCUAAUUGAUUGAGGUCCCAAUAAUGGAUGGAAAAGUGUAUAUAAUGCAGUGGACUGCUCUUAGUAUUACUGUAAGCGUGGGACUUCAGUAAAUUGUGGCACAAAGACCCAGAAAAAAUGUCGCAAUUCCUUUUAGAAACAGUAUCUUAAUCUAAAUCACAUGAUGGAGAAUUUAAGACUAAAGGAAUGUGGCAUGAGCAAGAGGAGUGGCUAUGAGCAGUCUAGGACCAAGUUCCCUGAGAGCAAUGUGUGAAUUCAA